AUGUCGGUGAAGGAAGGGGCGCAGCGCAAGUGGGCGGCGCUGAAGGAGAAGCUGGGACCGCAGGACUCGGACCCCACCGAGGCCAACCUGGAGAGCGCGGACCCCGAGCUGUGCAUCCGGCUGCUGCAGAUGCCCUCUGUGGUCAACUACUCGGGCCUGCGCAAGCGGCUGGAGGGCAGCGACGGCGGCUGGAUGGUGCAGUUCCUGGAGCAGAGCGGCCUGGACCUGCUGCUCGAGGCGCUGGCGCGCCUGUCCGGCCGCGGGGUGGCCCGCAUCGCCGACGCCCUGCUGCAGCUCACCUGCAUCAGCUGCGUGCGCGCCGUCAUGAACUCGCAGCAGGGCAUCGAGUACAUCCUGAGCAACCAGGCCUACGUGCGCCAGCUGUCCCUGGCUCUGGACACGUCCAACGUGAUGGUCAAGAAGCAGGUGUUCGAGCUGCUGGCUGCCUUGUGCAUCUACUCACCCGAGGGCCACAUGCUGACCCUGGACGCCCUAGACCACUACAAGACGGUGUGCAACCAGCAGUACCGCUUUAGCGUCAUCAUGAACGAGCUCUCUGACAGCGACAACGUGCCCUAUGUCGUCACCCUGCUCAGUGUGAUCAAUGCCAUCAUCCUGGGCCCUGAGGACCUCCGCACCCGCACCCAGCUGCGCGGGGAGUUCACUGGGUUGCAGCUGCUGGACAUUCUGACACGGCUACGGGACCUGGAGGACGCCGACCUGCUGAUCCAGCUGGAGGCCUUCGAGGAGGCCAAGGCGGAGGACGAGGAGGAGCUCCUGCGGGUCUGUGGCGGCGUCAACAUGAACAGCCACCAGGAGGUGUUCGCUUCUGUGUUCCACAAGGUGAGCUGCUCCCCGGCCUCCGCCCAGCUGCUGUCCGUGCUGCAGGGCCUGCUCUACCUGGAGCCCGGGCUCCCCUCCAGCCAGCUGCUCUGGGAGGCUCUGGAGAGCCUGGUGAACCGGGCCGUGCUCCUGGCCAGCGAUGUCCAGGAGUGUACCCUAGAGGAGAUGGUGGAGCGGCUCCUGGCUGUCAAGGGGCGGCCACGCCCAAGUCCCCUGAACAAGGCCCACAAGAGUGUCCAGGCCGACCUCGGCCAGAGUCGGAGGGGCAGCGUGCCCCAAAACAGCGGCGCCCCGAAGCCGGGCGUGGAGGACCAGCAGCCCGAGGCGGACCUCACCAGCCGGCACAUGGUCGACGUCCAGAGCACAAGCAGUGUGACUGCCCCAGAGCCGAAGGGCCUGGAGCCGCAGGCGCCCACCCCGAUCCCCCCUGCACCCCCACUGCCUGGCUUGGGGGCAGGGCUCUUCCCCCCCCCUCCCCCUCCACCGCCCCCACUGCCAGGCCUGGGGGCCCCAGCUCCCCCACCCCCUCCACCGCCCCCACUGCCUGUCUCUGGUGGGGCCCAGCCUCCCCCACCUCCGCCACUCCCGGGGUGCCCACCGCCACCCCCACCGCCUGGCAUGGGCGCCCCUCCACCCCCACCCCUGCCGGGUACCUCUGGCUCCUCUGCGGCGGGUGGCGGCGAGGAGGAGAUCAUCGUGCCCCACAGGGACCCGGGCCUGGGCUCUGCCUGGGUCCCGAGCCACCGGCGAGUAAACCCUCCCACUGUGCGCAUGAAGAAGCUCAACUGGCAGAAGCUGCCGUCCAACGUGGCGCAAGAGCACAGCUCCAUGUGGGCCUCGCUGAGCUGCCCGGGCGCCCUGGUGCCGGAGCCUGACUUCUGCAGCAUCGAGCGGCUCUUCUGCUUCCCCGAGGCCAAGGCCAAGGAGCCGGCGGCCGCCGCCGCCAGGAAGGAGCCCAAGGAGGUCACGUUUCUGGACUCGAAGAAGAGCCUGCAUCUCAACAUCUUCCUGAAGCAGUUCAAGUGCUCCAACGAGGACGUCGCUGCUAUGAUCCAGGCUGGGGACACCAGCAAAUUCGACGUGGAGGUUCUCAAGCAGCUCCUCAAGCUCCUUCCUGAGAAGCACGAGAUUGAAAACCUGCGCUCCUUCACAGAGGAGCGGACCAAGCUGGCCAACGCCGACCAGUUCUACCUCCUUCUGCUGGCCAUUCCCUGCUACCAGCUGCGGGUGGAGUGCAUGCUGCUGUGCGAGGGCACGGCCGUCGUGCUGGACAUGGUGCAGCCCAAGGCCCAGCUGGUACUUGCUGCCUGCAACAGCCUGCUCAACAGCCACCGGCUGCCCGUCUUUUGCCAGCUGAUCCUCAAAAUUGGAAACUUCCUCAACUAUGGCAGCCACACGGGGGAUGCUGAUGGCUUCAAGAUCCAAACACUGCUGAAGCUCACGGAGACCAAGUCCCAGCAGAGCCGUGUGACGCUGCUGCACCACGUGUUGGAGGAGGCGGAGAAGAGCCACCCGGACCUCCUGCAGCUGCCGCAGGACCUGGAGCAGCCCUCCCAGGCCGCAGGGAUCAAUCUUGAGAUCAUCCGUUCCGAGUCCAGCAGCAACCUGAAGAAGCUUCUGGAGAUGGAGCGGAAGGUGUCCUCCUCUGUUCCAGAGGUGCAGGAGCAGUACAGCCAGCGCCUGCAGACCAACAUCAAGGCCUCCCGGGCGCUAGAUGAGGUGUUCCAGGCCAUCGAGCAGAAGAAGCUAGAGCUGGCCAGUUACCUGUGUGAGGACGCCCAGCAGCUGUCCCUGGAGGACAUGUUUGGCAUCAUGAAGACUUUCCGCGACCUCUUCAUCCGCGCCCUGAAGGAGAACAAGGAGCGGAAGGAGCAGGCGGCGAAGGCCGAGAGGAGGAAGCAGCAGCUGGCGGAGGAGGAGGCGCGGAGGCCGCGGGGCGAGGAUGGGAAGCCUGUCAGGAGGGGCGUCGGGAAGCAGGAGGAGGUGUGUGUCAUCGACGCCCUGCUGGCCGACAUCAGGAAGGGCUUCCAGCUGCGGAAGACGGCCCGCGGCCGAGGGGACGCGGAGGGGGGCAGCAAGGCGGCCGCCGCAGACCCCCCGAGGGACAGGGCGCCUGCGGCCGCCAGAGGCCCCGCGGGAGGCGGCGGCCCCACCUCCGAUCCCCGGGGCUUGGACCUCGCGGACGCCAUCGCCCCCAGCCCGCAGCCCGCCGUGGAUGCACCCGAGGACGGCGGGCCCGGGCCCCAGGAGAGACGCUCUUCCUGGUACACCGAUGCCAGCGAGUUCCUGGCCCCCGAGGACCCCCAGGGGCCCCUGCCUCCUCAGGGCGCCUGGCCAGUGGUGCUGGGAGGGGCCCAGGCCCUGAAGCCUCUCAGGAUCUCGGGUGACAAGCCCUCCGGGGCCCAAGACGCUGAAGAGCCCACAGCCCCUCGGGGCGUCUGCCUGGCCGAGGCCGACAGCACCGUCCCGGCCCCGCAGGAGGCAGCCGCCCGCGGCCGCAGCGCCGACCCCCCCGCCACAGGCCCUGUCGGGGACGGGGACGGGGAUGGGGACCAGGAGGACACAGCUCCAGACUCUGCGCUGGACACAUCCCUGGACAGAUCGUUCUCUGAGGACGCAGUCACGGACUCCUCGGGGUCCGGCACUCUCCCCAGCGCCCGGGGACAGGCCUCGAAGCGGAUGGGCAGGCGAAGGAAGAAGCGCCCCUCCAGGAGCCAGGAAGAGGUUGUCCCUGACCCUGAUGAUAAUAAAACAAAAAGAUCGUGUGUGAUUCAGUAAGGCCUCAGCCUUAAGCCCAAAGCCAAGUGAGCGUGCCCGCGGCUGCCCCCCCCAGCAUGGGUCACCGGAUGUGCCGCUGAGUGGGGCUCCCCUGGGCCAGGCUGGAACCGGGCCCCUGGGAAACCAAAACUCUGUGCCUUACCCUCCAGGGACGUGGGGCUCCCCGAGCUUCUUGGGGCAUUCUGGCCGAGACCCCAACAGGCCCGGCCCCGGCCCCGGCCCCUCCUAGACAGCCUGCACGCCCCAGCACCCCGCGGUCUGCUUCCUGAAUGCCGAUGGCCGCGCCUGCACCCACACCCGCAUGCACCACAGCGCUGCCCGCAGGGCUGAGUCCCCAGGGCAGGGGCCGAGUCCCCAGGGCGCCAGCUUACAGGCCUCCAGCCACGCGGCCCCGGAUGUUUCUGGAGACCGGCCCUCGAGCCCUCUCCCCACAAAGCCACGGGAGCCCCCGACCCUGCCGCCGCCCGUCCCAGGCCCCGGCCCCGGCCCCCUGCUCCCGCUCUGCGCCUCCACCUGUUCAGCUGCGCUGGAGCAGAGCGGGUUUUAACUGAAAUAGGAUUGCGUAUGCCCUUCUGCUCUUCUGUGGUAGCUGAGUUGUGCGUGGACCGGCGGGCGAUCCCACGGAGUUGGCCCCCAUCCCGGUACAUCCAGCCCUGGGGUAGCACGGCGUCCGCCCUCGCUGCCACGGCCAGGGCCUGGCCACCUUGUCAACGGAGUGACCCACCCUGCCACCGCCACCUCCUCCGGAGAGCCGGCCGCGACGCCCCCGGGCUGAGAGGUAGCCCAAGGCUGGCGUCUGGAGAGGCUCAGACCAAUAAAGGAGAACUGGCCCAGGGA
Nyctereutes procyonoides (raccoon dog) is the source of this 4458-nucleotide messenger RNA. RefSeq names its product inverted formin 2 (gene INF2). Lineage: Eukaryota; Metazoa; Chordata; Mammalia; Carnivora; Canidae. Gene Ontology annotation, molecular function: actin binding; small GTPase binding. The record is from RefSeq and is a predicted model, not a curated record. Gene Ontology annotation, biological process: actin cytoskeleton organization.